ACGGUGCUGUCCGGAUGUCAAAAAGUUGCUUGUAAUCUUUGGAAUAAUUCUUCUCCGUGUAAAGGAAGAUUUUCUUUGUGUUUUUCGUGAAAUAGAGAGUAGAAAUUAACGUGAAUUGCAAUGCCUGAUCACCUGGGAGAUGAUAUGCGUAAGGUGAAAAGUGAAGAAGGCGAAGAGAAGGAAAUUAAAGCUCUCGAUGAGGCUGAUAUAGAACUCCUGAAGACUUAUGGACAAGGGCAGUAUCACAAAGCCAUUAAGCAAAUUGAGGAUGACAUCCAGAAGGCUAUUAAGCAGGUGAAUGAGUUAACUGGUAUCAAGGAGAGCGACACAGGGCUGGCCCCACCUGCCUUGUGGGACCUGGCGGCUGACAAGCAGACCCUGCAGAAUGAGCAACCGCUUCAGGUGGCUCGAUGCACCAAAAUCAUCAACGCGGACAGCGACGAUCCCAAGUACAUUAUAAAUGUUAAGCAAUUCGCCAAGUUUGUCGUAGACCUGGCGGAUUCUGUGGCACCCACGGACAUUGAGGAGGGUAUGCGGGUGGGAGUUGAUAGGAAUAAAUAUCAAAUCCACAUUCCCCUCCCGCCCAAGAUUGAUCCCACUGUGACAAUGAUGCAGGUGGAGGAUAAACCUGAUGUCACGUACAGCGAUGUUGGUGGGUGCAAGGAGCAGAUUGAGAAGCUUCGGGAAGUCGUAGAGACGCCACUCCUUCAUGUAAGGAAAUCUUUUCUUUUUGUUUUGUUUUCUUUGCCUCAUAAAAAUGUUUUUUUUUUGCAGCCGGAGAAGUUUGUGAAUCUGGGCAUUGAGCCUCCAAAGGGCGUGCUGCUGUUCGGGCCGCCAGGUACGGGGAAGACUCUGUGCGCUCGUGCCGUGGCCAAUCGCACAGAUGCCUGUUUUAUUCGCGUCAUUGGGUCGGAGCUUGUGCAGAAGUACGUGGGCGAAGGUGCCCGGAUGGUGCGGGAGCUCUUCGAGAUGGCACGCUCCAAGAAGGCCUGCCUCAUCUUCUUCGACGAGAUUGACGCCAUCGGUGGGGCACGUUUUGACGAUGGAGCCGGUGGAGACAAUGAAGUUCAGCGUACCAUGUUGGAGCUCAUCAAUCAGCUGGAUGGGUUUGAUCCGCGUGGCAACAUUAAAGUUCUCAUGGCCACCAAUCGUCCCGAUACCCUCGAUCCAGCCCUCAUGCGUCCCGGACGUCUCGACAGGAAAGUGGAAUUUGGGCUUCCGGAUCUCGAGGGACGAACACACAUCUUCAAGAUUCACGCACGCUCCAUGUCUGUGGAACGGGAUAUUCGCUACGAUCUGCUAGCACGAUUGUGCCCCAAUUCCACGGGAGCUGAGAUUAGGUCGGUGUGCACCGAAGCAGGCAUGUUUGCCAUUCGGGCACGUCGCAAAGUGGCCACGGAAAAGGACUUCCUCGAAGCCGUCAAUAAGGUCAUCAAGAGCUAUGCCAAGUUCAGUGCUACCCCACGCUAUAUGACCUACAAUUAACAUUUGUCUCCUUUUCUAUCGCUACGAUAAAUAAUAAUAAUAAAAGAUUUACUAAAAAUCAAAUAAAAA
Messenger RNA from Lutzomyia longipalpis, 1554 nucleotides. RefSeq names its product 26S proteasome regulatory subunit 7 (gene Rpt1). Gene Ontology annotation, cellular component: proteasome regulatory particle, base subcomplex. NCBI's taxonomy places the organism in Eukaryota, Metazoa, Arthropoda, Insecta, Diptera, Psychodidae. Gene Ontology annotation, biological process: proteasome-mediated ubiquitin-dependent protein catabolic process. The transcript is spliced from 3 exons. The record is from RefSeq and is a predicted model, not a curated record. Gene Ontology annotation, molecular function: proteasome-activating activity; ATP hydrolysis activity; ATP binding. Bases 121 to 1485 code for a protein of 454 amino acids.